AUGGCGAAUACACACAGAGCACCUAAGCAGUGGUGCCUAACGAAAGUUGAGACUGUGAAUUCAUUUGAGAACUGGCGUCAGAACCUUGUUUACACGUUGUCAUUGGACAAUGAAUUCGCUCCUUUUCUAGUUGACGGCGCGCGCUGGGAAAAGAAGACAAGGGCUUCACCAUUCAGAGGUUUUACCGAUGACGACGACGAUGAUGUUCCCGCGGCGCAACGGCGCACGCGCCAACAAAAGGUCAGCAUGCUCGAGCUUAUGCUGGGGCAGAUCGCUAACUACUGCCCUGUUAUUUCCCGAAAUACUAUUGUUAAAAACUCCACAUGCAUUAAUCACAUAUGGCAGACAAACAGACUACAUUAUGGAUUCCAAUCAACUGGUGCACAUUUCAUUGGCUUUGCUGCUAUUAAACUUGAGUCUAAUGAAGGGCCAGAGGAUUUGUACCAGAUAUUAAUGGCUUUUGUUGAGGACAAUUUACUACGCAGAGACUCUGGCAUUACUCACGGAGGUGAAGCCAUUCUAGAGGAUGAGGAGCUCUCUCCCUCGAUCGAAAACUUCAUUGUUCUAACUUGGCUUCGUCUUAUACACAGCGAUUUGCCAAAGCUUGUAAAGCAGAGGUAUGGCACGGAGUUACGGUCACGCACCCUGGCAUCCAUCAAACCAGAGAUAUCUCAGGCCCUGUGUUCAUUACUAGAUGAGCUACAGUCGUCAGAGGAUGCCAGAGCUAUGCGCACAGCCGUUUCUAACCCUCCAAGACAGAAGCUUGCUGCACUGGGUCGAUCUAGGAAGUCCUGCCCACUCUGUAAGGAGGCUCGCAGACCGGACAAUCACUUCCUCAGUAAGUGCCCUUUCCUGCCCCCUCCAGACAAAGCUUUCAUUGCCAGGGCGCGGCAAGUUGCUGGCUCUCCAUGUCACUCCGACGGCGAGUUCGAGGAUGACAGCAAGGACAUAUCCUUCAAUCCUAAGGCGGUACAGCGCGUUCACAUUAUGCAGUCACCCUGCCUCGAGGCUUUCCAUGGUCACGUCCCCGUUAGGCUGACCAUCGACAGUGGUGCAACUGGAAACAUGAUAAGGGCAGCAUGUGCCACCAAACUGGGCCUUAAAGUCUCCAGCAGUACGCAGUCAGCUCGUCAGGCAGAUGGCUCCUCUCCAUUGAAGGUGGUUGGAGAAACACGCACACAUUUUCAAUUAGGCGGGCACAUGCUCUUUUUUGAUGGACUUGUGGUAGAAAAUUUGGAUUCGGACAUUCUCGCUGGCAUCCCCUUUAUGGAAUGUAAUGACAUUUCUAUCCGCCCCGCUAGACAUCAGGUCUGUGUGGCAUCAGACACAUACGAGUAUGGCGUCAAUCGGACGCAUGGAGACAGACAUGCUAUUCGGCGAACUCAUGUGCUUCGUGCUACCUCAUCACAUACUGUGUGGCCUGGGGACUUUGUCGAACUUGAACUUCCAGCAGAACUUGCNAAGUUUAACGAGGAGCUCGCUGUUGAGCCGCACGAGGACUGUACACACUGGUUUGCUCCAUCGUUGUUUGUAGGGGUAUCCGGAAAAAUCUGAAUUCCUAAUCUGACUGACGCACCACAGGGCAUUAGAAAA
Molecule: messenger RNA, 1593 nt
Organism: Sinocyclocheilus rhinocerous
Lineage: Eukaryota; Metazoa; Chordata; Actinopteri; Cypriniformes; Cyprinidae
Exons: 2
Coding region: 1-1554 (517 amino acids)
Source: RefSeq, a predicted model, not a curated record